AGCUAAAAGCGCGAGGUUAAAAAAGCUAAUUUCAUAUGGAAAUACGAGCGAAAAGGGCGCGGAGGUUAUUGCGUGUGCGACAUGUUGGAUAUUUCUGAGGGGGCAUUUCUCGGCGUUUAAAAGAAGCACUUUCGACACGUUUCCUGCGAGAAAGUUUUUGCGUGUCGAUAGUGGAACCGUGAAAAGUUUGAAACGUGGCUGAAAAAUGCGGAGCUGCGCCGCCGUGCCGCAUGGAGCUCAGACGGUGUAAAACUUCCCCUCCGGAGGCUGUUUGAACGGCGCUUAGAGGCAACAAAUGUCGGCAGGAUGGCUGAAAAGGAGCCCGAAUCGCCUGGAAAACUAAAAACAUUAUUAUAGCCAGAAUUGGCUUUUUCGGAAUAGGGGGCCUAUCCGAACGGACAAUUUCCCUUCACAACUUUCCUCAUUGUGGAUAAUGGAUGGCAGAGAUUUUGGUCCUCCCCGAUCCGUCCACCUACCACCUCCGUUGUUGGCGGGGCUCGCUGUGGAAUCUCACCGACUCGGAGCAGCAGCAGCGGCCGGCAGGAUCCCUCCCUCGCCCGGUCACUUGGGCGCGAGUCAUCCGCCGCCUCUCCACUCCGGAAAAUUCUUGCCAUCGGCCAUUAACCUACAUCCACACCACAGCGAUGCCUUCCCAGCAGGCUCCAGUCCCUUCCUGUCAGGUUACCCCGCCUCCUCCCCCCUGACCUCCGACCCGGCGUACAGAUCGGCCAAUCCCAGCGGUCUGCAGAUGGCUCAGCUCUGGGCAUCGCACGCUCACGAAGGUUAUCCUCCUCUCCCGAGCAGUCUGUACUCCAGCCCUUACCUUUCCUUGGGGCACCUGGAGCCUCCCUCGCUUCCCCAGCACCCUCUCUACGACUGUCAUAAAGAGGGAUAUUACCUGCCAUCCUCCUUGAGCCAGUCGACUCUCCAUCCUGCAUCGGCUUCCCUGACCGUCCCGUCCAGCUCCACGCCCCCUCAGAGGACGUCCCGGGACGGGGGGAGGGACAGGUCUUAUCGAGGGGAGCGGGACAGAGAGAGGGACGGGGAGAGAGAGCGGUCCAGAGAGGAGCAGCGUCCGCACAGUGUCGUGGACUUGACGCAGGACGGGAGGGGCGAGGACGACCGUAGGCCGGGCAGAGAUCGGGAACGAGAGAAAGAAAAGGACCGGGACACAAACAGAGACAGAGAUGGUUGGUCCUUCCAUCCUCACCAGCAAAAGUCACACUCCCAGCCUUCCACAGUGGAGCACAGAUCCAGACUAUCAUCUCCACAGUCCUCCUUCCCUCCUGGUGGGGGCGGAGGUGCAGGGAGGUUUCACGGACCAGAAACAGACAGAGGGGGUCAGGAUGAGGAGGGCAGCUCUCGUCCUCACCACAACCACAGCUCUAACACUAACUCCAACAACUCAAACGCUCACUCGGACAGACAAAGGAGGAACGAUUCUGUGGCCACAUCAGCUGGGACCCUCCACAUCUCCUACGUCCUCCCUCCUGCUCUCCAGCCCUCCGCUGCCGGGCCACCCUUCCUUUCCACACCCAGAGAGACUAUCAGAGAACAGCGAGUCAGUGCACCUACAUAUGUGCCUUCUGUGGAGAUUUACGACGAACGGGCAGGGCCUAUCCAGAUCGCAUCACAGGCCCGCGAUAACAAACACAGUGACAAACACAGAGACAAAGAACGAGAGCGUGAAAGAGACAGAGAGCAUGAACGGGAGAAGGACAGAGACAGGGAGAGGGAGAGCUACAGGUUUCAUGAGAAAAGCCUCAUGGAGCAUCCUCGACUCUCCCAGUCAAGCGAUUUAAGCAAUCAGAGAGAAGAAGGGUCAGUCAUUUGUUCUAACGGUUCAUUUGGUAAAAGAGGCCAGGAAACACCCUUCUCUUCCAAUCAAUCGAGGUUCAGCCCAGAAACUAGGGAUGUUUCUAAACACUCAAUCCGAUUGGGCAUAGAGCGGACGGGGGCAGAGCCCAAGUGGAAUACCAUCAGCCCAUUGGCCAACUAUGCCACAAGUCACAUGGCUGCUCUCGCAGCCCAACACGGACACACAAUUUCCUCUCCCCACGGCCCGCCGACACACACCCAAAUACCCCAUUCCCCUCACACAUCCCAUCGACCCAACAGCAACUCACAAUCCUCCCACAGCCAUUCCCCCCAGACACACUCCUCUCAUGGCCGUACAAGCGAGGAAGGAGGUCAGAGACGCUACCUUGACCCAUCAGCCCUCUACCGACCCGGGGGCUCACUGGUGGGAGGGUCCGGCGCUGGAGAGCGCAGUGGAGGAGUAGGUUUGGAUUCCACAGAGGUUUCAGCCAUGCAGAGCCUCAUUAAAUACAGCGGAAACUUUGCUGCUGAAGGUCCUGGUUCGUCUAGGCACAUUGCAGACAGCCGGGGGUCCUUUGGUGGUCUGGCAAACAUUGGGAUGGAAGCCGAGAGGGAGAGGGAAAAGGAAAGGGAGCGGGAAAGAGAGAGGGAGAGAGACAGGGAAAGGGCCGCAGCUGCAUCAGGUGGUUCGGGGGCUUUGAGGGUUCCUCCUCAGCUGAAGAGGGAACAGGAACGGCCAGACAGCGCUCGCUCAUUCGGCCGGGAGGCCGAGGGAGAGGUACGACACCCUCCGGUUGGUAUUGCUGUAGCUGUGGCCCGACAGAGAGACAGUGGGACCACCAGUAAACAGAUCAGUGGAACCUCAGACACACAGAGACCCCUGCUGCAACCAGCUAUUAAAGACGAGGAGCGAGGGGAGGAUCGUGCUCACCACCGUGAUGACAGACUGCUGGCUGGCCGGCUGGAACGCGAGCAGGAAAAAGUGCUCAGAGAAUCCAAGGAGCUGGCAGAAUUUACUCAGAUGCACCCUACCCCUCUGUCUAGCGGUCUGACACCCAGUAUGAUGACGCCCAGCCUCAUGACCCCCAACCUUAUGGUCACAGGAGGGGCUGCUCUGGCAGGGGCGGGGCGAUGGCCUCCUGACCCCUCAACUCUGACCUCUCACCCAUGGAUGCCCCGGCAUGGAGCCCCUCCGGUCUGGCUCUCCAGCUCACCUUACAGCCUUGGUCCUUCCUCACUUCAUCAGACCCUCCCUCCAGGUUACCCACCCUCUCUGCCGGGUUCCAUUCCCCCUCCCUACCAGUUUGCCAGGGACCCACAGUCUGGACAGCUUAUAGUCAUCCCUACUGAACACUUGCCUCACUAUGGAGGUGAUGCACUGGAGCGUGGAGCGCCGGUGUGGUCAGGUGUGUACGGUGCAGGCAGUUCUCUGCAGCAUGCAGCCCAGCUGCAGCUCCUAUCUCAACAGCAAAUGCUUCGGCAGCAGGAGCUGCUUAUGAUCCAGCAGCACACCGUGCAGGUCCUGGAGCUGCAGAGGAAUGCACAACUAGUUGAGCGUUUAAAGGUCAGCGAGCAUCGGCCAGAGAUGGAAGACAAAGCAGACAAGCGGAACCCUGACCCAAAACCCCGACCAUCCUCAAUAUCUUCCCCGUCUCCCUCACAGAUCUUGCAUCCCCGCAAACUCCCCCCGCCCUCUCGAUCACCAACCCCGUCUACGUCCUCCCUCACCUCGCUGCCUCCACUCUCCUCUCCAGUGACCACCCUCAAGUCGGAGGAAGGUGGGCAGAGAUUGCUGUCUCACCUGCCGAAGCCCCUGCCUCACCCGCCUCCCCCCUCCUCCGCCUCUCCACCCCUGUCCUCACCACGGCGGCCGAAACAGGAGGUGGCUGAGGAGGGAGAGGUGGGACAGAGGGUGCAGAGAGACAGGCAGAAGCCGGCCUCUGCACCCUUUCAAGGCCUCUACUCUGAUCUGCCUCCAGGUUAUCCUUACCAGUCCAUCACUGCCCCUUUUGGCUCAUCAUUCCCCCCUUACCACAUCCCAGCACCCACAGGGGAAAACACAGAGACUGUCCGAACCCAUCGUUCCUGCUCUCCUGCCUCAGCUGCCCCUUUGCCCCCUGCCCACCUUCAUUCAAGGGCUCUGGACACAGAUGUCAAACCCCAGAAAGUAGAGCCUGCAAAGACGGAAUCUUUUCUCAAACAGGAGCCUGAUGUGGAGCAGCGUCAGCUUGACAUGACGCCAGAACUGCUCGGUCCUCUUCGGCAGAGCUGCAGCCCUGUCCGAGCCACCGAAGACAGAGAAGAAGACAGGGAAGCCCUGAAGCCCCAGCCUCAACCACUACCUCUACAUGUCCCCAGUCCUCCACCACAACGAAGGGAAGGACUGGAAGUCAGAGAGGAAGAAAAAGCAGAAGGUCAAAUCAAAAUGGAAGUGUCAUCUUACUCAUGUCAGGCAUCGUACCCCCUUCUUCCUCCGUGUGCAGAAGCUGAGCCCAAACCAGAGGUCGUCAAGGAUCCAGACCAGACACGAUACCCAUCAUGCAUCACUGCAGAUUUAGACAGCCAGGAACUCUCUCCAGUGUGUGCGUCACUAGAGGACACUACCAGCGCUGUGUGUGAAUUAGAACAGCCGGACGCUCCAAUCAAGUCCCAUGCUCCCAGUCAGAAAGAAAGUGUCACUGAACCUCUUAUCUAUCCUCCUUCUGCCCCCAACUCUCCACUCCCACUCGUCAUCGGUCCAGAGGAUCCCAUGGCAGGUAUGCUUGCCCUGCUGACAGCCAGUGAAAUUUCCCAGGGUCGCUCCAGCACCCCGCCUGCCCCGAUACUUAUACCGCAGAUAGACAACCCUGCUGUGGGUGCACACUGCAGCAGCGCAGGGCCUUUAGAGAUGGCAGCACUGGAAGGGAUGGCUCUACUCAGCCAAAUGGCCCAACAAGAGAUGGAGAACAUCUGCCAGGAGCAAGAUCUGACAUUAGAGGGUCUAGACUGCCUUCUUGAAGCGAGCAGACAAAUUCUGUUAGAGGCCAUAGAGAAGCAGUCCCACAUUGAUCUGCCGAGAACGCUGGACCCCAACAAGAAGUACAGCUGGAGGCAGAGGAAAGAGGAGCCACUCUACAGUAAAAUGUCUGUGGACAUGCUGGAUGCGGUAGAAGUGGGAUACCGUGUUCGCCUGGCCGAGCUGCAGAAGACAUUUAAGGAGAAGCAGAGAGAGCUGAGCAAGCUGCAGAGGCGCAGAGACAAGCGUGAGCGGCAGCAGCAGGAGGAUGAGAGGCGGAGUCUGACCCGACGGGGCAGAGGACGACCCAGGAAGAGGAAGCUCUUGGCCACACCUCUCAAACCAGACAGCAGGCCUGGAAAACCGGGUAGGACGGUGCAAUACUCUGAGGACUCUGAAACUGGGGAAGGACAGAAGAAGAAGUUCCGGUUGUCCAGAGAGGAGGAGGAGACGGAGACGGGGAGCGGAGGAGUGAAAGUGAAGAAAAAGAAAAAGAAGAAGAAAAGCUGGAGUGACCAGGAGCCAUCCACCAGUCAUGCUCUGGAGGUGCUGAAGGCGAAACGUGGCCACAUGUGCGAGCAGGAGCAGCUGGCGUCAGACCUCGACAGAGCCCUUUCGCUCUCUCAGCUCGGCUCUCUCUGCGCGUCUCGCAAACUUGCUUCCAACGCAAAAUUAGAGAAGUUGAAGGGAAAGUCUGCUGAGAAUCAAAUGAAGGAGCGAGGCAUCCACUCCUCGGGCAAAGGAGGGAAACACAAGAUAGCCGCCAAGGCUUCUGCAUCAGAGGCAGCCCGGAAGGUGAAAGGUCAGAAGAAGACUGCCUUGUUCUCUCGAAUGAGAUCAGAGCUCAGCAGCUGUUCCAACAACUCAGAUUCAGAGGAGCACAAUUCUGCUCAAGGGGGCUGGCCCCCUCUCUCAGGGAUGCGUUCCCACGGCGACGUGACCAGGAAGAGGCGGUCUGCGUCAUCGCCGACCUCCCUGCUGUCCACACAGAAGUCUCAAAAGAAGAAACACAAGCACUUAUCCCUGCUGCUAGAGGAAGCGGGCCUCAGUUCCUCUGACGACUCCUUCGACCAAGAAACCUCUGAGGAUGAGGAGGAGGAGGAAGAGCAGGAGUCGGAUUCGGACGAUGUUGGCUGCGAGGAGAGCGGACUAGGUCUGCUGGCCCGGUUUGCGGCGAGUGCGCUCCCCGUUAGCUCCGCCCCUUUGAACCUCCUCCACGAUGGCAAACACUGCAGCAGGCAAAGCACUCUGGGUUCGUCAGAGUGUGAGUGGUCAGACUCCGGCUCAGACUUGAGGCUAAGGAAGUUUCCCUCUCUGCUGCAUGGAAAACGCUCCAUCCCAGAGCUCCCCCUUUUGCCCCCGGCAACCCGCCGCAUCGACCAGAGUAGCCCCACUAAGCGAGAUGAAGCGCUGCAGGUCAAACGGAAGCCUCUGCCUAAACCACGCCCCUCGCCUCGGUCGCCACGGAGAUUCAGCUACGACCUCUCUGCCAGCUCCAGCUUCGGAGGUUUCAGCGAGGAUGAGGGUUGGAACCGCAGACGCAGCGAGAGGAUUUUCCUCCACGAUGCCACCACUUCAGCCAAUCAGAUGCCGGUGUCAGCCUCUGCCUCCACCAGUCAGAGCUCUUCCACUGGCUCAGCCCCCCCUCUCACUCCGAAGCCCGCCUCGAGACCCAAACCCACUCCACCCAGCCGAGAAGGGAAAGAUGUGGUCAAAAAAAAGAAGCUAAAGGACUCUCCUCUGCCUGUGAGCCCGUCCACUCUAUGCAGUCCAAUCACAGACAGCCCUCCAGCUCUGAGCCUCAGCCCAGUGCGCAAGAGCCAACCAAAAGCCAAGGCCAAAGCCAGAGAGCAUUCCAGGGGCGCGGUGAGUCGGCUGAUGGAGAGCAUGGCGGCAGAUGAAGACUUUGAGCCCAACCAAGACAGCAGCUUCAGCGAAGACGAACUUCUCCCAGCGCGAAGCAACAGCGCAUCAGAGAGGUCCUCCACGCCUGCUCCAGUGCAGUGUGUUCUGGAUAAGGACUCUCUGGUGGACGGACUCAGAGUUUUGAUCCCGAUGGACGACCAACUACUGUACGCAGGACACGUGAACACUGUACACUCCCCGGACAUAUACAGCGUGGUGGUGGAGGGGGAGAGAGGGAACCGACCGCACAUCUACUGCUUGGAACAACUGCUUCAGGAGGCGAUCAUUGAUGUGAAGCCUCCAUCCGUGCGCUAUCUCCCAGAGGGCACCCGCAUCGCUGCCUACUGGAGCCAGCAGUACCGCUGUCUGUACCCCGGCACUGUUGUCAACGGAAGUUCAGAUAUUGAUGAGAAUGAUGAUCUCAUCACUGUGGAGUUUGACGAUGGCGACACAGGCCGUAUCCCUCUUUCCCACAUCAGACUGCUGCCGCCAGACUACAAGAUCCACUGCGCUGAGCCGUCCCCUGCAUUGCUCGUGGCCAGCUGUUCCAGGAGGAGGGUCCGCAAAUGCAGCAAAGAGGGCAAAGAGGCAGGAACAAAGCCAGAGGAGACCACUCCGAAGAUCAAAGGAAAACCUGGUCGCAAACCAAAGCGCAAACCAGACACUUCCUUAAACCCAGAUGGCCGGGAGAAAACCGAUCCUCCACCUUCCUCCACCCAGCCCACAGAGCGACCCCAGGCUCAAGCCAAGCCUGCCCAAGACAGGUCUUCCUCUGUCCAGAAACCGGCUCAGGAGAAGCCCCGGCCUGCAUCCCGUCCAACAAUGGGAACCCAGACUAAAUCAAGCAACAAAAGCUCCACUACGUCCCCAACGAGUAGUCCUACGCUUCCCAACCCGGUGCCCAGGAAGAGCAGCUCAGCGCAGCCUCCUGCUCCUAAAGCAUCCCGCCCUCUCCCUCCCUCCCUCUACCCCUCCACCUAUGGAAAGGUCCUGACUGUGGAUCUCUACAGCGAGCCCAACCUCAGCUCAUACAACAGCCAGCGCAGAGAAAAAGAGACUAACAGCACCGUAAGUCCCACCACCAACAGGCCCAUGCCUCGGCCCAGCAUGACGGCUUCAUCUGCCACACCCAAGCCCAGUGCUUCGUCCACGCCCAAACCCACUCCUGCCUCCUCACCCAAAUCCAAACCCUCUUCGGACCAUCAUAGCGGCUCCAGGCCCAGCCUCAGCUCUGGACUCCUACCGAGCCCCAUCUCUAGACUACCAACAAGCAAAUCGAACUCUUCUCUGACUCCUAGACCUUCAUCGUCAUCCUCAUUGUCCCCAUCCUCUGCCCCCCGACCCAAACUGAAGAUGUCAACCAAUCAAUUGUCCUCCAGACCCAGCUCCAUCUCCAGGCCCAAGUCCAGCCCUGGGCAAACUGAUGUGAGACGAAAGAGUCUGUCUGCAGAGCCCCUUGUGAAGCUCGACCACGAAGGUGUCACCUCACCCAAGACCAAGAAGACCAAGGCUCUGAUGUUACUACAGGGUCGGGGAGUCAGGCGAGACCACAACCCCAUUACCACGGACACAGACGAUCAGAAGCUGAUGAAGACUAAAUUGAAAGCUCCAGAUAGAGAGACUGGUCUGCCAGAGAAGGACUCCAGUUACAAAGCACCGAUACUGGCUAAAGAGAAGACAGACGGUCGUGGAAAUGGUGGUAGAGGACAGGAAAUGGACACAAGAGAGGAGAAGGGUAAAAAAGAGGAAAGAAAGGAGGCAGAGAAGAGAGAGGAAAGAAAAAUGAAAGAGGAAUCUCAGAGUAGCAGCAGCUCCGAGUCAGAGGAAGAAGGAGAGAAAGGGAAAAUAAAGAAGAAGAAAUGCACCUCAAGCUGCUCUUCCUCCUCUUCAUCCUGUUCUGGUUCUUCCUCAUCUUCCUCCUCAUCAUCAUCUUCAUCCUCCUCUUCAUCCACUGAUGACUCCUCCUGCAGCUCAGAUGAAGAGAGGACUGUUACGCCUCCGCCAGGCCCGGUCCAAAAGCCUCCAUCACAGACAAAACCAAAAGAGAAUGCAAAAGAAGAAGAGGAGGUAAAGAAGGAGGUGGAGAUAAAAGUGGAGGAAGAGGAAAAGCUGUACCCUGCCUCACAGUCUCCCUCCCCUUCGAACUCUCCCACUCCUGCUCCUCCUUCUCCCACUAAACCUCCAAAACCAGCCACCGGAAAGGGCUCCGGGCAGAGGGGGCGCCCUCCAAAACCAAAGCCCAGCGGAGGAGAGGGGAAGGCGGGUAGACCAAAGCGGAGAGAGGGGGUCCACCUUCCCACGACUAAGGAGCUGGCUAAACGUCAGAGACUUCCCAGUGUGGAGAACAGGCCCAAAAUUUCUGCUUUCCUCCCAGCCAGACAGCUCUGGAAGUGGUUUGGGAAACCCACUCAGAGACGCGGUAUGAAGGGCAAGGCUAAGAAACUCUUCUAUAAGGCUAUCGUGCGUGGCCGAGAGAUGAUCCGGAUCGGGGACUGUGCCGUGUUCCUGUCCGCUGGCCGACCCAACCUGCCCUUUAUCGGCCGCAUCCAGAGCAUGUGGGAGUCCUGGGGCAGCAACAUGGUGGUCAGGGUCAACUGGUUCUAUCAUCCUGAGGAGACGAACCCCGGCAAGAAACUCACCGACAAGAAGAACUGGGAUCAGAUGUGUGGUCAGUCUUUACCAGCAGCUCUGCACUCUUCCAUCCAGAGGAAAGACUUCAUGGAGCGCGCCCUGUACCAGUCGUCCCACAGCGAUGAGAACGACGUGCAGACGGUCAGUCACAAGUGCCUGGUGGUGAGCGUGGAGGAGUACGAGCAGAUGACCCACACUCGCCGCUAUGCUGACAGCGAAGACCUUUACUACCUGGCUGGCACCUACGAACCCACCACCGGCAUGAUCUUCAACACGGACGGAGUUCCAGUCAUCUGCUGAGCGAACACAGAAACUCAGCGGGAGAUGCUGAAACCAAAUCACGUCACGACUUACUUUGGACCUCACCGGAAGUCAACCUGUGGUCUAAUCACUGAUUUUUAUUCGUGAUGGAUCCUCUCUCAGCCGUGAAUCAAUGAACUGCUCUGACACCACGAUAAACCAGACCGUCACAAACAGCUACUACUACAGAGACGGGAGACACUACGGACAGUAUUACAAGGAAAAUGUCUCCUGAAACAUUUGCACACACUCAUUAACACAUUCUGUUUCGCUUGUUGUGUUCAUGGGAAAAGUUUCGAAACAUGCAUGAGCACUUCGGUCUCCUUUUGUAUGUAAAUAUACCCCGCAUAGACGAACAUAUAUGUACGCUCACACAUGCACAAACACAAGUGUAAAUACUCACCCCAUGUAACACGCACCGUUAUAUAGAGGAAAAUAUGAGUGUUUUAUUUUCAUGUAAUAGAUUUAUGUCAGAGUACUUUUUUCUAUAGAGGUAAACAGUCAAGAAGCUUUAAUGAACUGUGAAUGAUAACGAUGGUGAUACAGGAAGAGCGGCCUGUGUCGGUCCGUCCACCCUUCCCUUCCCCCCGCCAGCGGCAGAGCGGGCAGACGGACGCACACACGCCGCCGAGUGUGUGACAUUGUGAUUAUGAUGUUGCCGUGGUGAUGUUACAGUCAUGUAAACGUAAUCUACAGAACAGCAGGAGUGACAGACCGACAGAAAGCGAGCACAGGAAAGAGAGAGGUAGACUCCUUCCGUUGCUGUCCAAUAGAGAGAGAGAGCACUUAAAAAAACACUUAAAAGUCUAUCCUCCUUACUUUAACCCCUUCAGUUCCCCCUUGACAAUCCUAGCGCGGGCAGGAAAAAUUGUCCGUGUGCAACUAAAACUUCUCACUCCCUUAGAGACUCAGGCUAAAAAGAGAAGAAGGAAACUUGUACUAUUAAAAGAACUUAUUUUCAUCUUUGAGUUCCUUGUUUUAAAGGAAAAAUCCACCCCAUGAACACUAUGAAAGAAAAUGAUGGAUUUUCUUUGCCCGUUUUGAACCAAGACUGAGAAAUGGACCCCACAGGAGGAAGAGAGAUUCUCCACAGCCACCAGAUGUGAUCCAUUUUGGGGUUUUAAAAGCAUUCUGGGAAAUGUAGGACAUUUUUUUUUGGCCAACAAAAGUAUCCAGUUUGAUCACAAAGUACAUCCCUGAAUGCAACAUAGAAUACAAGCUGAUGUGUUGACAGUGUAGGAGUCCCAGUGGGUGGAUUUUUUCUUUUUUUUUUUUAAAGUGUUUUCAGGGUUGUAAACACUGCAGUCAGUCCAAGAUGCAUCAAGGUCAUGGCACUGAUAUUCGCCACGAAGCUGCCAGCGCUGAUUAGAUCAACAUAAUUCAAUUUUAACACUCGACGUCCACGGUUCGGCCCGAUCUGCUCAUUUCGUCUGCAGCGUUUGCAACCUCUAAAUGUCCUGCGUUAGAUGUACUUUACUUUUCUUUUGCUUCUGCUGUUUUAUGGAUGUUCAUCUUGACCCUCUCGAAUCACAUUUGCCCUCCAAGCAAUCACCUUUUUGACAUGAGUGCACUUUGAAUGAGCUCCAGCGCAGAGGAGACCGUCAGUGGGAGUCGUAGAAGUCUUCCGAGAGUAUUUACCGACUCCCCCUCUGCACGCCGGCGAUACCCCCUUCACCUUUUAGACACAGAUUAAGACACAGAACCACGUCCCUCGCAACACGUUCUUCUAUUUUUUUUGGUUCUUUCAGCUGCUUUUGAGUUGUUUCUACGUGCCUAUUUUAAUGGUUUUUAAGGUGAGACUGUUGAAUGUCGUGCUCAGGAUUGUGAGCGUUUCGGGCGGCCUUACUCUCCCAGGCCUUAUGAUGAUGACGAUGACGCGCCAAAUCUUUAAGUGUCGCCCUCUUACUCCCUCCAUUAUCCUUGGCGUCUGUAUGUGCAGAGAAAUAAUCUGAUGUUUUCUGGGAAAUGUCUUCGUGAUUGGUAGUUUAAACAACCUGUUGUUCCUGAGCUCGUAGCCUGCUCAGUUACAUUAUUGUGUAUCAGUAUAUAUUAUACUCUGUGUGUGUACUUAUGUAUGUAUGUAUGUAUGUAUACAUAUAUAUAUAUAUAUACACACACACAUAGUAUAUGGUAUACAGUAUAUAUGUGUUUAUUAACCGCAUUGCCCUUUUUGCUUUUCUCUGCUUCGCUGCAGAGAUUGAAGAUUGUCUUGUUGAUAUUCAAUAGGUUUAAUAUUUUCUACUCUCUUGAGAUCUUUUGGUUUUGUCUACAUUUGUCUGAUUUUAUUAUAGGCUAUAUCAUGUUUUCUUGUUUUUUUUUUUUACUCACUGAGAUGGCUGCAUGGUGUCUGGAGGACAAAUGUAAGACGUUACUGUGGCAUUUUCUUCACCAUUACAAUAGCAUUUCAGUAUUUAUGUAAUUCAGACAUGAUAGCCACCUAGUAACGGAACGUUCAAUAUUUGCUGCUAGUCCAUUAGUCUUUAAAGUUGUUUAACCAGGUACAGAGUGACUCCAGUUUUAUCUGCUAUAACCCCACCUGCUCCCCAAGAUGCUGCUCUUACGUCGGCUGAUACCUAAAGUUCAAAUGUUUUGAGCGACAGGCGUCCAAAGUGGAUGUCCGGUUGGUAUCUGAGCCGCGGGAGCAUCGCGGAUACACAGGCCCCAUACCGGUGUUUGCAGAGUGAACAAGUUAAAGUGCCCGUUUAUGAAUGUUUGUUUACCCCUGGAGCUCCUAAAGCACUUUUUUUUCUGUGUGUGUGUGUGUGUGAGAGCAGUAGAGAUGAGGAGACUGAUAACAUGUCACACUUUUAUCUCCUGUUAUUACCACAUGUACACACACACACACACAACUGCACACAUAUAGACACCCUUGUAACCCUUUAAGGUGUGUGUUACUGCCUUCCAAUCUCUUCUUGCCCCCUGUUUCCAUCCAAAGUCCAGCCUUAGGCCUUCGUACAGGGGCCAACACAAACACACACACUUACUCCCCACUUUGCUUUCAUUUUCAUUUGGUGUCAUAUAUUUUAAGACUUUGUGUACGUCAUGUUUAUCACCGUUUGUGUGUUACUGUAUCUCGUCUUUGACUUUUUUCGUCUUUUUGGCUGCCAUUAUUUUGCUCAUUUCUGGGUUUUUUGUUUUGUUGUUUUGUUUUUUUUUUGCAAGUUAAUGUAAUUAUUUCCCCUUGCUUCCCCUCUCUGAACAAUUGUCUACGCCUCACAAGCAAUACUGCUAACAGGCACUGGGAGCUAGCUGCUAGAGAGAGAGAGAGGAAUGGGAGAGAGAGCAAAAGAGAGAAUGGGAGAAAGAGAGAGAGAGAGGUGGACUGGAGGCUGGUUCUUCGUCUGCUGUUCCUUCAAUAUCAUUAUUGUCCUGUUACAGAAAAAAAAAGAUUAUUUUGAGAGUAAAUAGAAAAAUCAUCUAAGUUUUGUAAAUGAUCCUUCACUGUCGAGGGGAGAUAAAGCUAUCAGAAUAUACUUUAUACACAUGUCUAAUCUUGUAAAAAUGCAAAAAGAGUACAUUUUAGAGAUAAAUCUGAAACCAGAUAUAUUCUGUCACCCUAUACUAUAUGUGUAAGGAACUGUUUUUUUCUUUUUUUUUUUACAGACAGCAAGCACGUUUAUCAGUGUUUCUUUGAAAUUGUUUUAGUAACUCAAUAUUUUAUAGUUAAUCAAUAAACUGAUGAAACUGUAA
Messenger RNA from Amphiprion ocellaris (clown anemonefish), 13339 nucleotides. RefSeq names its product trinucleotide repeat containing 18 (gene tnrc18). The transcript is spliced from 30 exons. Lineage: Eukaryota; Metazoa; Chordata; Actinopteri; Pomacentridae. The record is from RefSeq and is a predicted model, not a curated record. Gene Ontology annotation, molecular function: chromatin binding. Bases 434 to 9649 code for a protein of 3071 amino acids.